This is a messenger RNA of Trichomycterus rosablanca, 3823 nucleotides long. It is a transcript of the gene tmem181, whose product is annotated as transmembrane protein 181. The record is from RefSeq and is a predicted model, not a curated record. The transcript is spliced from 17 exons. Gene Ontology annotation, molecular function: toxic substance binding. The coding region runs from base 142 to 1602 and encodes 486 amino acids. NCBI's taxonomy places the organism in Eukaryota, Metazoa, Chordata, Actinopteri, Siluriformes, Trichomycteridae.
CAAACCUGGAACAGGGAGAGAUGGAUGGAUGCAAGGAGAGAGAGGGCAUUCCUGCCAAAAAAGUAAAGACUGCAUGUAAAUAUCUAGAGAAAUGGGACAUCGAAUUUACCUUUCUAAAGAGGAGCAGGAUGGGGCAGAGUUAUGCAUUCUGUAAGGUUAGCACCUAUGCGGCUUUACACCCUCACCAGAAGGCAUUUCGUUUUGAUGUUUGUGGUGUUUUUGAUGUGUUUUGGACUCACUUUGUUAAUUGGUGUUGCAGGACCUAAAAUUAUAAUUGAAAAUUCCUACAGUGUUUUAAACAGUGGUGCCAAUGCAUCUAAGACUGGACCCUUUCAACUGAAAUCCCCACCACUGUCAAAUUAUAACCAGCAACUAUGGCUCAUAUGUGUCAUAGAGAUGGCACAUCAGAAGGACGAACUCAAAAGAAAGUUUGAGAUGAAUGUGGAAUUAAAAGGUGUGAUGCAGGAUGGCAGCAUAAUGCACAUUAGUGAUAAUGUGCACCGUAAAUCCCGUACCCUGCGCUGUGCCCCACCUGAACAGAAGUGUGAUGAGAUCAUUGUUGUGCAUCUGGGUUAUCUGACAUACACUCAGUAUCAAAUCAAUGUCAGUCUAAAAGACCUGGAAGAUCUGGUGCAGAACAUCCAAAAUGUUACAUUUAUGAUCAAAACAUACAACCCUACAUUCUCCCAGACUGAGAUCUGGUUCCGGUUUGUGUUUGUCGUCAUGACUUUUGCAGUGACGUGUAUAUUUGCUCACUCUUUAAGAAAAUUCUCAAUGAGAGAUUGGGGAAUGGAGCAGAAGUGGAUGUCCAUUUUGUUGCCUUUACUUUUGCUGUACAAUGAUCCAUUUUUCCCGUUGUCCUUCCUGACAAACAGCUGGUUUCCUGGAACACUGGACACGUUUUUUCAGGCUCUGUUCCUGUGCAUGCUGCUGCUCUUCUGGCUCUGUGUAUAUGAUGGUAUCAGAGUACAGGGGGAGAGGAAGUGCUUUACAUUCUACUUGCCCAAGCUGGCAAUUGUGGGCCUGCUGUGGAUUUCUGCCGUGACCCUAGGAAUAUGGCAACUGGUAAAUGAACUGCAGGAUCCUACUUAUCGAUAUAACAUCGAUAUCAAACACUUUCAGGGCAUGAAAAUGUUGUUUGUGUGCUUGGUGGCUCUGUAUGUUCUGUAUCUGGGGUUUCUUCUUAUUCGAGCGUGGUCAGAGCUGAAGAAUAUGCCGUACUCAGAUUUGCGAGUGAAGUUUCUAACAGGUCUCACUCUGCUGGUUUUGCUAAUAAGCAUGGUAAUACUCUACCUGCGGUUUGGCUCAAAAGCUCUACAGGACAACUUUGUUGCAGAACUGUCUACCAACUAUCAGAAUUCAGCUGAAUUUUUAUCCUUCUAUGGUCUUUUGAACUUUUACCUGUACACACUAGCUUUUAUCUACUCGCCCUCCAAAAAUGCAGUGUAUGAUUCCCAGAUGAAGGACAAUCCUGCCUUUUCCAUGCUGAAUGAUUCAGAUGAUGAAGUUAUUUAUGGCAGUGACUAUGAAGACAUGCCUCUUCAAAAUGGCCGUGCCAUCAAAUCCACCUCCAAGUACCAGGAUGAGACAGACAGUGACUAACAUGAUUCCUGAUUUGUUCAGUUGCAAUAUUUUGGGACAUGAGAUAUGAAGAUUGUGAGAGGCUUUAGUGGCCUUUGUUAAAAAAUGCCAAUAUCAUAUGCAUACGUAUGCUUAAGUGACAGUUUACUAUGUCAAAUCUACUUUGUACCUAUACUAAUUGGUCAGAUGCAAGAAUGUCUGCAAUAUACUGUAAGUGUACUUUAUAGGUUUACGAUUGUUUAUGAGUGGGACAGCUGGUACAGUGGGUGCUGCAUUGGUUGUAGGUGUGUGCUGCCCCACAUGUCCAUGGCAACCAUGACGUGGACGGUGCAUAGCAUACCUAGAUUGUUUUUUUUGUUUGAAGUACCCCAUCCUUUAAUGAAAAGGGACAAUGGUUGAACGUUAUUUGGGAGGGAAAAAUCAAAAACCUGCAGAGUACACAUACACGAUGGGUGUACCAAAUAAAAUGGUUAUUAAGUGUAAGUACAAGGUAGCUGUAUCUAAAGAACAGGUGCAUACAAUAAGACAAAGUGCCAAAAAGUGCCUGUUGCCUAGGUCCUUUUGGAUAUGCAUGCUAAAUUGUAUAUACAAAUUGGAUAUUUUUAGAUGAAUGUAAUAAUGAAAUUCUACCUGUACUUUGCAAUGGAUUACAACUUGUUUUGUGGCAAAUUUGUAAAGCUUAGUUUAAACAUUUUAAUCUGCGUUAACAUGACUGCAGUCGAAUAUGUAUUGAAGUGUAAUUCAACACUUUGUAAAUGUCAUUUUUUUUAUUCACCAGAUAUGGUUAACUUGACAAGAGGUGGUAAUCUCUUGAGUUAAACAGUGGUGAUGUGAACUUUGCCACACGAUUCUGUUAAACAGCUUUAUAUAUUUAUUUAUUGGGAUUUUCUUUUUGCUGGACUGUUCAGUUUAAGACAUCUUGUACACUACAGUGGCUUGAAAAGUAGACUUGACGGGUACUAUUUUGCAUUCUGCAUGUGUAGCUAAUUUAGAAAGCUAUUUUGCCUAAGAGAUUGUAUUACAGAUUAAGAGUAGUUAAAUUAGCUUUUAAGAUAUUUCUUAAAAUUGUAUUGUAGCUAGCUCCUUCCUUGUGUGCUAGGGCUGGCUAGUAGCCCUACCAGUUGUACCAGGAUCUUGUGGCACUUUAAGUUUUAAGAUAAGACCACUACUCCAGACCUCAGUUCCAGUCACUGUUGGUGAGGAUAUUGUUCAUGUUUUCUUUAUGUUCACAAGCCACCCCCCCACCCCCAAAACCAUGCAGUGUUCAGAACAGGCCUCUUAAGUGUCUCAAUGGCUUGGGACAAUGAAUACUGACCAAAUGUACCACACAGAAAAAGGCCUGCUAAAAUAUGGGACCAGAACUAAAUUACUCAUACUGUUUUUGUUUGUUGCAGUCACUGUCUGUGAGUUUAUCACAUUGUGUCCAUAUGAAUUCGCUCCCACAUCCCAAAAACAUGCAGAAGGGGGAUUUACAAUUCUUAAUUGCUUUCAGGUGUAAGUAACUAAAAGAGUGUAUGAUGUCCUGUGUUGGAUUCUUGCCCUGCUCAGGGUGUGUUCCUGUGUAUUUCACUUUUAACCAGUUUUACAUUGAGCAAGCUAGCAUGAUUGUUUUCGUUAAUACCGUACAGACCAAUAUCAAUUUUACCUUCCUGUCAGAGAUUUAAAUUGAUGGCUAAAUUCAGUCCAAUCAAUGAUUGUGACAUUGUGUGGUAAACUGUUGUUUGAUAAACUGGUCUUAAUUUUUUUCUGAAGAGAACUGUCUUUACUGUGUUACACAAUUUAUUUUGCACACGUUCUGUCAUUGCCAUUCCAAUUUUUGUGAUAUGAAAGCAAAAAAGUGCAUUUUUACAUUCUGAUUUAAUUUAAUUGGGCUUUCAUCAUAAUGUUUUGUAUACUGUAAAUAGCCAAAAUGUAUGUGAAAGAGAGGUGAAGUAAAAGCAUAUUUAAAGGUGUGGAUAUAUUUUGAUGUUUGUCGAUUUAUUCUACAAGCAUAUUUCCCAAUACAGUGUUUAAUCUGUGAAACUGUAUUAUUUAAACCACCUAAAACCUUAAUUCCUUACCUAUUAAAUUGUUUUAAUAUUAAAACUGUCAUCUUACCAAUAAACUUGGCUCAAAGUAAAAACAGUUGUUCAGUGUUUGUUUUUUACUAAAAAGAAAAGCCUGAACCACUGAUGUGAGUUAUGCGAUUAUGUUGGACAGGUUAAUGCAAUUUGGAAUCUGAAGUCUUUUAAUAUUUUCUGUA